Messenger RNA from Oncorhynchus nerka (sockeye salmon), 2991 nucleotides. RefSeq lists its product as uncharacterized. Bases 1 to 2991 code for a protein of 996 amino acids. Gene Ontology annotation, biological process: negative regulation of protein sumoylation. Gene Ontology annotation, molecular function: calcium ion binding. The transcript has 6 exons. Lineage: Eukaryota; Metazoa; Chordata; Actinopteri; Salmoniformes; Salmonidae. The record is from RefSeq and is a predicted model, not a curated record.
AUGAGCCCACUGCCAACAUGGGUUCACAACAUUGACAUCAUCAAACCCCGCGACAUCUGCCUGCUUAAUCAGCUGUCCAGAUGGCAGACUAUCCCCGCUCAGACUAUCCCCGCUCAGACUAUCCCCGCUCAGACUAUCCCCGCUCAGACUAUCCCCGCUGAGACUAUCCCCGCUCAGACUAUCCCCGCUCAGACUAUCCCCGCUGAGACUAUCCCCGCUGAGACUAUCCCCGCUCAGACUAUCCCCGCUGAGACUAUCCCCGCUGAGACUAUCCCCGCUCAGACUAUCCCCGCUGAGACUAUCCCCGCUGAGACUAUCCCCGCUCAGACUAUCCCCGCUGAGACUAUCCCCGCUGAGACUAUCCCCGCUGAGACUAUCCCCACUAUCCCCGCUCAGACUAUCCCCGCUCAGACUAUCCCCGCUCAGACUAUCCCCGCUCAGACUAUCCCCGCCAGACUAUCCCGCUCAGACUAUCCCCCUCAGACUAUCCCCGCUGAGACUAUCCCGCUGAGACUAUCCCCGCUCAGACUAUCCCCCGCUGAGACUAUCCCCGCUCAGACUAUCCCCGCUCAGACUAUCCCCGCUCAGACUAUCCCCCGCUCAGACUAUCCCCGCUCAGACUAUCCCCGCUCAGACUAUCCCCGCUCAGACUAUCCCGCUCAGACUAUCCCCGCUCAGACUAUCCCCGCUGAGACUAUCCCCGCUCAGACUAUCCCCGCUCAGACUAUCCCCGCUCAGACUAUCCCCGCUCAGACUAUCCCCGCUCAGACUAUCCCCGCUCAGACUAUCCCCGCUCAGACUAUCCCCGCUGAGACUAUCCCCGCUGAGACUAUCCCCGCUCAGACUAUCCCGCUGAGACUAUCCCCGCUGAGACUAUCCCCGCCAGACUAUCCCCCGCUGAGACUAUCCCCGCUGAGACUAUCCCCGCUCAGACUAUCCCCGCUGAGACUAUCCCCCGCUGAGACUAUCCCCGCUCAGACUAUCCCCGCUGAGACUAUCCCCGCUGAGACUAUCCCCGCUGAGACUAUCCCCGCUGAGACUAUCCCCGCUCAGACUAUCCCCGCUGAGACUAUCCCCGCUCAGACUAUCCCCGCCAGACUAUCCCCGCUCAGACUAUCCCCCGCUCAGACUAUCCCCGCCUCAGACUAUCCCCGCUCAGACUAUCCCCGCUCAGACUAUCCGCCAGACUAUCCCCUCAGACUAUCCCCGCUCAGACUAUCCCCGCUGAGACUAUCCCCCGCUCAGACUAUCCCCCGCUCCAGACUAUCCCCGCUCAGACUAUCCCCGCCUCAGACUAUCCCCACUAUCCCCGCUCAGACUAUCCCCGCUCAGACUAUCCCCGCCUCAGACUAUCCCCGCUCAGACUAUCCCCGCUCAGACUAUCCCCGCUCAGACUAUCCCCGCUCAGACUAUCCCGCUCAGACUAUCCCCGCUCAGACUAUCCCCGCUCAGACUAUCCCCGCUCAGACUAUCCCCGCUCAGACUAUCCCCGCUCAGACUAUCCCCGCUCAGACUAUCCCCCGCUCAGACUAUCGCUCAGACUAUCCCCGCUCAGACUAUCCCCGCUCAGACUAUCCCCGCUCAGACUAUCCCGCUCAGACUAUCCCCGCUCAGACUAUCCCCGCUGAGACUAUCCCCGCUCAGACUAUCCCCGCGCUGGAGACUAUCCCCCGCUCAGACUAUCCCCGCUCAGACUAUCCCCGCUCAGACUAUCCCCGCCUCAGACUAUCCCCGCUCAGACUAUCCCCGCUCAGACUAUCCCGCUCAGACUAUCCCCCGCUGAGACUAUCCCCGCCUCAGACUAUCCCCGCUCAGACUAUCCCCGCUCAGACUAUCCCCGCUCAGACUAUCCCCGCUCAGACUAUCCCCGCUGAGACUAUCCCCGCUCAGACUAUCCCCGCUGAGACUAUCCCCGCUCAGACUAUCCCCGCUGAGACUAUCCCCGCUGAGACUAUCCCCGCUGAGACUAUCCCCGCUGAGACUAUCCCCGCUGAGACUAUCCCCGCUGAGACUAUCCCCGCUCAGACUAUCCCCGCUGAGACUAUCCCCGCUCAGACUAUCCCCGCUCAGACUAUCCCCGCUCAGACUAUCCCCGCUCAGACUAUCCCCGCUCAGACUAUCCCCGCUCAGACUAUCCCCGCUCAGACUAUCCCCGCUCAGACUAUCCCCGCUCAGACUAUCCCCCCUCAGACUAUCCCCGCUCAGACUAUCCCCGCUCAGACUAUCCCGCUCAGACUAUCCCCGCUGAGACUAUCCCCCGCUCAGACUAUCCCCGCUGAGACUAUCCCCGCUCAGACUAUCCCCGCUGAGACUAUCCCCGCUGAGACUAUCCCCGCUGAGACUAUCCCCGCUGAGACUAUCCCCGCUGAGACUAUCCCCGCUGAGACUAUCCCCGCUGAGACUAUCCCCGCUCAGACUAUCCCCGCUGAGACUAUCCCCGCUCAGACUAUCCCCGCUCAGACUAUCCCCGCUCAGACUAUCCCCCGCUCAGACUAUCCCGCUCAGACUAUCGCUCAGACUAUCCCCGCUCAGACUAUCCCCGCUCAGACUAUCCCCGCUCAGACUAUCCCCGCUCAGACUAUCCCCGCUCAGACUAUCCCCGCUCAGACUAUCCCCGCUCAGACUAUCCCCGCUCAGACUAUCCCACAGGUGAGGAAGCCAGAUGUGGAGGUCCUGGGCUGGCAUGGUUACACGUGGUCUGCGGGCCUCCACAUGGCAGAGUCCAUUCAACUCCAUCGACACAAAGCUGACUGCCACGGCAGCCAUCACAGUAGCGUCAUCAUGGCUGAAGGAAACUACAAGGGGAACUGGCUUCCAAACCAGAGGGUCAUCAUGGCUGAAGGAAACUACAAGGGGAACUGGCUUCCAAACCAGAGGGUCAUCAUGGCUGAAGGAAACUACAAGGGGAAUUGGCUUCCAAACCAGAGGGUCAUCAUGGCUGAAGGAAACUACAAGGGGAACUGGCUUCCAAACCAGGGCCAUCAUGGCUGA